UUUUAGUCUCUACCGUUUCUCAUCGAUGAAUCAUUUUUAAACACGCUGCGCAGCAAUUUUAUGAUCUUCGAGUUUUGGAUUAAAUCAGAAACAAACAAAAAUAUUGGAAUUGCUAAUAUUAAUCUACACCAAUUUUACGUUUCAUAUAGAAACCCAAUUAUCACAAAAUACUUAGAACGAAACAAAUUGCCAGUUAUAGGUUGUGAUUGGUGGGAAUCAAUUUACGAUCCUUUAAACGGAGACGUUUUUGGCGAAGCACAAAUAUUAGUGGCUCUUGGAACGGAAGAUCAAAUUCUAAAUUUAAAAAAGGAAAGAGGUUUUAUAAAUGAUACCAUUCGGGUGAAAACUACGCGAAACUUUAAAAAUGAUAAUGAAAACAACAAAGUUUUACCUGGAGUAAAUAAAAAAGUAAAUAAAAAUCGUAACACAUUGAGAAUUAAUAAAAAACCAAAUCCGAUUAAGUCUAAAAGUAAAGAUAUCGGAAUUCAAUCCGACAUUGUAAUAAACGAAAUCACUAAAAUGGACUCAUCAAAAUUAGAGGAUAAUAACGAUAAAGUGGAAGUUAAAGAAUCCGAAAAUUAUACGGCAAUCGCUUCGUUUCUACAAACGUUAAUGACAAUGAAUAACAAAACUUUUAAGGAAAAUUGUACCAACACAGAAGCUGCAACAAGUUCUCUUAAAGCAUCUCCAAAUAUCACUCAAGAUUCGCCUUUAAAAUUGACUGAGAAAUCCUUAACAGAAACGUUGGGUCUUAAUGCAAUAAAAGAAAAAUCUACCACAUUUAAAGCUCAUAUUUUCAUAGAAAAUGCGUUACAUCUUCCAUUUCGAAAGAAAAGUAAAACUAAAAAGUCGAGAGGAAAAAGUGGAAAGUAUGAAGAGAUUUUGCCGAGUUGUUACGUUACUUUUGAAACUGUCAAUGGUGAUAUAAAAAUGACUAAUGUUGUUCAGAAAAGUAAAAAUCCUGUUUGGAAUUAUAAUAGCGAUGUUGAAUUACCUAAGGAAUUAUUAACAAAUAAUGAAAAACGUCUAAUUUUUAAAGUUUGGAAACGUUCCAACGGAGUAAGCCAUCCCGAUAUGGAUUCAGAUAUCAUAAUUGGUUUUGCUGGUUUAGACCUGACCGUUUUAACCGCAGGAAUGCCCAACGUUUCCAGUUGGUUUAACAUUUUAGAUUUUUCCAGUAAAUGUAAUGGUCAAAUCAAAAUAACAGUGACCCCACAAGAAAACGUUAAAGGUCAAUAUAAUUAUAAAAACAUUCAAAAGAGUUUAAAACCUAUUUUGGAUAAUAACGAAAAAUUUGAAGAAAAAAACAAAAUUGAAAAGUUCGUAGAAAUCGAUGAAGAACCUGGAGAAGUUUUAAGUCGAGCUUUAAAAAGAAAGUUUACUGAACUCGAUGAAAUUACACAAAGGUUACGUUUAAGAUUGUCACAUGUAACUAAUGACGAAUCUGAUACUUCAAAUGACGAUGAAUUCGCUGAUGAAUUUGAAAAGGAUAUUAAUACUCAAUGUGAAGAGGAUGUCGAAAUGGACGAUUUUAAUAAAUUAACGGAAAAUUAUCAAUUGAAUUCAAUUGAUGUAAAUCCAUCGACAUCUAGAAAUGUUGAUCCUUUGGAUCGUCAUUUACUUGAAAGUCGUUUAAAAUUGGAUAGUUUAUUUGAAAAAUUAGCUUUGUUAUCAAAUAACGAUCCUGCUCAAACCUUUUCCAAUCGACAUAUUUCUGGUUGUUCUGUGUCUAAAGAUAAUAAUGAUGUUGAAAAUAAUGCCAGGUGUAAUAUAGAUAUUGAGGAGAAUUCUUUUAUAAGCGAACUUAGUGGUCAAAAUUGUAUCGCAACGAGACGUGCUCCUGAAGGUGCAGGAAAUAAUAAGUAAAUGGUUUCUUUUAUUGUGUCUAAAAGAAUUUUUAAUAAUGUAUUGUAGUGUAAGAUAUAAA
This is a messenger RNA of Onthophagus taurus, 1927 nucleotides long. RefSeq lists its product as uncharacterized. Lineage: Eukaryota; Metazoa; Arthropoda; Insecta; Coleoptera; Scarabaeidae. Gene Ontology annotation, cellular component: centriole; centriolar satellite; microtubule organizing center. The record is from RefSeq and is a predicted model, not a curated record. Gene Ontology annotation, biological process: cilium assembly; centriole elongation; protein localization to centrosome.